ACGCAAUCAAGGCAGACAGGCCGAUCGCGCACACACAUGCAUGCACGUCCAACCGACCGAACCAACAACACGCAGAACCAACAACCCCGAACAGACUCGCUCUCGCUCCCUCAAUCGCUCCCUUGCUCUCUCUUGCCUGCUUCUUGCUUGCUGGUUGAGUUUGAGGAGCAUCCUCCUCAUCACCUCCACCCCACCAAUCAGCAGUGACGAGAAGUUUGACAACAACACUGCGACAGCAGCAACUUUCAAAACCCACAAAGACACCAACACAGCGGAGAGGUCCAUUCAACACACCCGGCACAAUCCUUACACCACGUGUGCUGAGAAGAGGAAGAGAAAGGGAUUGCCACCAUGCUGUCGUCCCCAGCUGGGACGACACAGGUUCAAUCACCGACCGCAAGCAAACAGUCAUCCCCAGUCAUGGAGCGAAGAAGACGGCCGUACACCACGGCCCUUCGAUAUGACGAGAUCACGACACUCGCCCCCGUCUUCUCCCUGACGCAAGCCGAAGCAAGGCAUCCCGUGGACACGUUCCAAACAGUCGAAGUAGAGGGCGCUGUGUCAAUGCACGCCGCUCACGAGCACCAACAAGACCUUCACCUUGAAGAUGCCCUGGCCAUCAUGACCAAGGGCACUGAUUUCUUCAGUGUGCGUGAGAAGAGUGCAAUUGUCCGCGUCACACUUCAGUUGUCGUCGCAGUAUGACCGCAUUGUCAUCUUUCGCAAUGGCACGCCACGUGUGCGCAUCGAGAUCGAGAGCAUCUGUGAUGCCAGAUGGGGACUCAUGCCUGCAGGCAACGAUCUCAAAGCGAAACACGGCGAAGUCGUGCCAGUUCACGACGCAUUCUGCAUUGUGUUUUGGCACCACUGGAUGGACUGGUCAUUUCUGAACCUCAGAGGCCUAGAUGCAACAGCGGUGCAAGCAUGGGUGGGAGGACUCAGGGCGCUGCUUCGCAUUUCAAUGAAGCCGCGUUUUGAUAGUUUUGCAGUGCGGCUGCAGCGGCUGUUUGUCGCGUUGCAUGCAGGCAAUCAGCCACUCUCAGACACUACACUUCUUGCCAAGCUGGCGCGCGGUGUGAACGCAAUGCCAGUGGACCACAGCUGCGUCUCCACAUUGGCUGCAACGCAAUUGCGUGUGCGCGAAUUCCUGUCCUUGACAGACACUGACACGCCAGACACGCUGGUGCAUGCGAGCGCAGUCUAUUACGCGCACGUGGCUGUGAUGCAUCCGGAACUUGCAGAUGUGUUCGUCAAAUACACAGGCAGCGUUUAUCAAGCGAUGACGGAUGACGCGUUUGAUUUGUUCCUCCAUUGCGAGCAAGAGGAGGAGCCAUCCAAGGAGGAGCGAUGGAAGAUUGUGGACCAAUAUGAACCAUCACCAACAUUGCGACACCACCACCGGCUCUCACUAGCAGGGUUCGUUGCGUAUCUGCUGAGCGACGAGCACGGGAGCGCCCUUGAUCCGGCCCACCGCCACGUGUGCCAAGAUAUGACGCAGCCGCUCUCGCACUACUUUGCCUCUUCCUCCCACAACACAUACGUGAGCGAGCGCCAGAAAGGCUGUGAGUCGUCCGUGGAGAUGUAUGUGCAGUGCCUGCUGCGCGCCUGCCGGUCCGUCGAGUUGGACUGCUGGGAUGGCGAUGAUGGCGAACCAGAUAUCACGCACGCCGCAGCGCUGCCGUUCAACGGAGCGUUUGCAUUCACAUCGCGCAUCAAGUUCGCGUCUGUGGUGCGGGCCAUCAACGAUUAUGCAUUUGUCAGCUCGGAUUAUCCGCUCAUCCUCUCCCUCGAAGACCACUGCAGCAUCAAGCAGCAAGAGAAGAUGGCACGGUACUUUGUGGAAGUGUUUGGCGACAAGUUGUUGACGCAGAUGCUGCCUGGACACGACAAGGAUGAACUGCCGUCACCACAGGCCCUCAGAGGCAAAAUCCUCAUCAAGCACAAGAAACUCGGCGUGAGCGCAAAGGAUAGAGACUCUUUGUUGCGUCUCCGUGCCCUUCGCACAGCAUCCGACGAUGGUCUUGACGAUGAAGAGGAAGACAUUGCACGUCAGGCCUGCAGGGAACGACGAUCAGAGUCUGUGCCGCCGGAAGUGCGUCGUGCCCAUCAGCGCGCGUUUCGCCCCAAGGAUGGAAAACCGGACAAAUCAUCCACUCUUCGUGCUGAAACCACUUCCCCUACCCACCACCAGCCUUCAUUGCCACAUGAGAGUGCUGAUCGUCAGCCAAGUCAGCACGACGUUCUUUCGAGCGACUUGCAAGCACUUGCGCAAUCGAAUGGCGCCGCUGUGUUGAAGAUCAGCAACCGUUGGCGUGCACGCGUUCAGAAUGCGACCGCGACAGACCAACAACAUCAACAGCAGCAACAGAAACAACAACAGCCACCACCACCACCUUCAUCAUCGUCACAAGCGCCAGGAGCUCGACUUUCUGAUGUAGGAGAAGGUGAACAAGGUCGAGGUGACAUGGAGACCGAGGAUCGAUUGGAGCCACUGCCCCAUGUUGCGUCAGCACAGCAGUUGCAUCACGAGCAGUAUGAGCACUGUCGCACUUCAUAUGGAAACAUGCAGCGGCCAGCAACGGCAAGCGGUGGCAUCCGUGUCAGCUACGAUGACGACGACCUGGCAGCACUCACCUGCACCACCACCAACAGCAAGAACAGCAGCAGUGGCCAUGGCAGACAGGCCAGAAACCGCAAGAGGAGGAGCACACACCGCGCUCGCAUGGCUGUUGGCAGCGGUGCGAGCGACAACGACGAUGGUGACGACGACGACAAUCAUCAUGAUGGUGAUGGCCAUGGCGAUGAUGGUGGACAUGUGAACUUGAGUGAGAUGAUCAUGGCACGCGAGCACGCGUUACCUUGCUCCCGUGAUGAGAGCUGUGUGUCGUCCAUCGUUAUGAGCUCACAUCGUGACAGCAUCAGCACAGCUGGCCGAUUCAGCGGUUACAGUGGCUACUCACACUCCGUCACCAACAGCCACCACCACCACCAACAUGGCAGUGGUACUGGUGACGACGGUGAUGGUGGCAGAGGGAGGAAUGGGCGACAGCGAAGUCGAUCGGCGAUGUUUGGAGGGCCGAUGGCGCAUCAUCCGCGACCGGGUCGCAACCGCUCUCGCUCCCUCAUUCCCGCGGCCCUUCCGAAGCGCGGGGAUCGAUCGCUGAGCAGCAGCAACGGCAGCCGCACUGGUGCGCUGGGUGGCAGUGGCGCUGGGUAUGUCAUGCGCAUGCCCCACAUCGCCGAGGACGAAGAUGAGGACGAGGCAUCAGUGGCAUCGACUACAAUGCAAGAUGGCUGUGGCGAGGGAGCUGCGACGGUGUAUGAGCAGGACGAGAGCCCAAACGAGAUGGACGCGUGUGUUCUCGUGUCGUCGCGACCCACAACCCCACCACUCCACAGCAGCCACCAAUACGACGAUGACCAGCAAACACAGCAACAGCCAUCGCACCAACCAGAACCCUCACAUCAACACCAGCAGCAGCAGCGGCGGCGACACAGCAGCAGCUCGCCAACUGAAGUGCGAUCAAAGUCGGCUGGAUCAUCGCCCCGUCGCCUUGCACGCGCGCGGCGCAAGUUGUCGCAAUCACGGGAGGACUCCGAUGUGUUUUCGUUCUCGACUUCAACUGCACACAUGAGUGCCAGGCCAACAACGCCGCCAACAAGCAUCUCCCCCCAGUUUCGUUCGCGAGACUCUGCGCUCACAGCAGUGCAGGAGGAAGAUGAAACGACACGUGUGCCCACACAGCAUCGCAGCCACCACCAACGUGAUCUCUAUUGUGACAGUGACGACGACGAAGAUGGUGAUGGUGGUGGCAAUGACAAGAAUGACAGACGCUCGAAUCAUUUCCCCGUUGCGUCGCUGGACGAUGUCGAUCAAUAUCUCGCAGUCACAGCUCGCUUCAGACGUGACAGUCCAGCACAGGCUGAUGACGGCGAUGAGACGACAACGAAUGGGCACACGCGCUCACGAUCUGUGAUCCCAUCAACACACGCGCGCAGCAGAAGCGCAUCUGCACAUCGGCGACCACGCACGAGCGAAGGGGGGCGAAGGUCGGAGGGUGGCAGGCUCAUGCGAUACGAAAAGCAUCUACAGCAUCAGCGGCCAGGGCGUGGGCGUUAUCCAUCCAGCGAUGCUGACACGCCGUUGCAAUCACCACCACAGCAGCAGCGUUCCAGUCACGUGUCUGCGACUGGCAUUGGAUUGUACAACGGACCAUCACCACCAUCAACACGAUGCUCGCAUGGUGCCGGCAGCUGUGCAAACUGCAACGGAGCUGCUCCCAACUUUGACGAAGAUGAAAUCAGCGAAGAGCCAUCCUCUGGCGUUCUCGAACCGGAAACAGCACAGCGGCGACUGGCGCGGCGGUUGGAGCGUGCACAGCACAUCGCCCGCUAUCAGACGAUUGAAGAACUCCAGUUCUAUGGGCACAAACAGCCCGUGGUUGCACAGAGCAUGUCAGAUCUCGUCAUCUACACGCGCGCGGUGAAGUUUACGCGCUUUGCGUCAAAGGCGCUUGAACGUGAUGCCAUCUCCAAACACCGUCGCCGCGACGCUGGCGAUGGUGGUGAUGGCGACAGUGAUGAUGAUGAUGACGACGACAGCGUGCAUGCGCCCGUGUUUGCAUACGAAAUGUCAAGCUUCAAUGAGAGCGCUGCGCUGCGUCUUGUGAACAAACGGCGGCAAAAGUUGACGGAACACAACAUCUACAAGCUCACGCGCGUCUACCCACAUGGAAGGCGCAUCGACUCGUCCAAUUUCAAUCCUCUUCCAUUUUGGAGCGCGGGAUGCCAACUUGUGUCACCGAACUGGCAGACGCCCGACACGAACAUGCUGCUGUACAACGCAUUUUUCCAGCACUUGAACGGCGGCUGUGGAUAUGUCCUCAAGCCAAAGUUCAUGCGCGACCCAGAACUGUUGAUGGAACGGUCGCUGUUUCCCGCGAAAUUUGAGCGCACGCUGACGUUCACUGUGGUGUCUGGGUUGAACCUUCCACCCGGCACCCACUACACCGUUCACAUUGAAAUGCAUUCGACAACCGGUACUGAAGAGUUUACAACGUCGAACGUGCGCGAAAACGCCAACUGCAAAGGAUCCGCUCUCUGGAUGGAAACAUUCGUCAUCAAGUGCACGCUGCCGGAGUUGCAGAUGCUGCACGUGUGGAUUGAGCCACGAUUUUCAUCAGGUGGCAGGCGUGGCAGCGGCAACACCAACACCAAUACCGGCAACAACAACGCCAGCACCAACAACACCUCCAACACCGGCAACAGCAAUACCGGGACCAACACCGACACCACCACUGGUUGCGCAACGAACACAACAGCUGCAUGCGGUGGCAGUGACACGAGCGAUGCCGACGCCGUCGACCAUCCGCUCUUCGAAGCAUGGCUACCUGUGGUAACGCUUCGAACAGGGUAUAGGAAAAUCAGUCUCGCACCACCGGGCGCGCUCAACCCGUCGUUCCUCGCCUUCAAGCACGGCAAACUCGCCAAAGGUGUGAGUGUGCGGCGCCCUGCACAACAGCAGCCAGCAGCUACCACCCCCACCACUGCGCCCGACACUGCAAAUCCGUGCAACCCCAAAUGCCACACCAGCGGCAGCACCAACGCCACCAGCCAAUGCACUGCACAACGCUCCCUGUGUCACCAUGGUGCUGGUGUGCGAAUCUGCACGUGCGAGUGUCCAUGUGUGGACAAGAACGCACGCGACAAGCACAACGCAGCACAUGGCGACGGCAUCAACGACGCCAGCAGCGGCGCCGAUGCAGCUGCCACUCGCAAGGGGCGUGAGCCUUCGUUGACAGCACUUUCCAAAAAGGGAAGGUCAAAGUCUGCCGGACGCAACCGAUCGCGUGACCCGAGUGCAAGUCCCCAAACGGAGCGAAAGCGGCGGUUUUUUUCGCCUCGCCUCCGCCGCAGGCGCAAAGAGAGCACAGACAUUACGGCAAAGGGCACGAGCACAACAAGCACCCAUCACCACGACGACGAUGACGACGACGACGACAACAUUGGUGCUGAUGCAGUUGUCUGUGGGUCGUGUGGUGGCGUUGUGUGUUCCGCGUGCGGUGGUGGUCAUCACAACAAUGAUGUCGCUGACGUUGGUGGACGUGACGCAACAACGCGGCAGUCUCCUGAUGUUGGAAGCAGGGGCCCACGCCUUGUCGUGUCAACUGCCGACGACGCAGCAACGGCGACGCAGAACGACAACAACAGCAACAACAGAAACAACGAUGAUGAUGAUGAUGAUGAUGAUGCGCACCAACAUCAGAGUGACGACAUUCACGUGCACUUUGAUGCAAGCUUCACUGUUGAUGAUGUGGACAGCGGCGAGGUGGCUGCAGGCACUGAUCGGGGGCGAGUCAACAGCACGGCCAGCCGCGCGAGCGGCAACAGCCUAAGCCCAUACAGCAACACGUGCCACCACGACGAUGACCCUGACAACAGCUGCUGCGACAAGCACAGCGAGCUCACACACGCGCACACCCCUCACCCACGACGGGAGCGCUCUGCACAGCGUUCACGCCAUCACAGCCUCCGCCGCACACGCAGCCGCAGCAGCAGCCACACACGCUCGCGCAGCAAGAGCAUUGGGCGGCGUCAUCGAAGCGGUACAGGAGCUUCAUCCAUGCGCGCGUCACGGCGGCGCGGCUCCCACUCGCAUGGGGCAGGUCCUUCGGCUGUCCUUUCAUCGUUUGCCUCGCAAACGUCAAUCCUGUCCUCCUUGCUGAAUGACGAUGACACCGGCACUAACGGUGGUGCAAGACCGUCAUCUACCCCGCCGACUGUCGCCGCGCAGACACCAACGGCAGAUGCAGGCACAGCGCGCUCAUCACAAACAUCAGCGAGCGACGACACGCCGAGCAGAAGCGACAGCAUGUGUGACAGUCGCCGGGACAGCAACAACAACACGCAGCACGGGGAGUGUGGCCCCAAAGCCGAUGCGCGCAGUGUGCGCGGGUCAAACAGCAGCGCUGUUGCUGGAAGGGCGAGCCACGAGCAUGUGAAGCACGGUGGCCACAGACUGACGUCGCCGUCACUCAAGGCAAUGGCUGGACGGGCCAGGCGUGUGUUUACCCGCAACAAACAAUCCUCGUCGCAGCUGCAGCAGAAGCAACAGGGCACGCAGGCAUCGCUGUUGUCAACAUCAUCGACAUCAACAGCGACAAUUGCGGCACCAUUGAUGUCAACACGCCCGGCAUCUGCUGCCUCUGGUCGCUCUGGUGUGUCAGCCUGGUCAUCCACCCUCUCGCUCACGCAAACCGGCGGUGUCACUCGCAGCAGCGGUGAUUGUGGCGGCUGUGAUGAUGGGCGGAGUGGGGUGGCGAGUGGACGAAACACCAGAAAGCCAUCCGAUUCAGUCACACCGCACAGCACCCAGGGAUCAACGCGAUCAGUGGGAAGCAGCACCAGCAGCAGCAACAGCAAGGAAGAUGUGUGUGCGAGCUUUACGCUGCCUGGCACACAGAUGGCGAGCGCAAACAGCCUUCCACCAACGCUCAUCGUUCACAUUCAGGACGCCGCGUCCACCCGUCGUCCACGCCAUCGCUCCUCCACAUUCGGCAGGCUGUUGGACCUGCAGGCCGAACGCAAGACAAACAGCCUCCAAAAGUCGAAGCGAGGUGGUGCGUCGCAUUCGCCGAGUGGGACGCUCACGUGCGACAUCAAGGACGCCGUGGACAGCCAGUCUGAUCCGCUGUUGCAUGCGAACGUGUUUAUCCACGUUGGAAUGUAUGAGGAGGACGAGGCUGUGCACGCAUGCGAGACAAGCAGCGCCGCCCAGCCAACCAUGCUGUCCUUUGUGCGCGUGUCUGAAACGGACCAGGUUGUGGACAUCGUUGACAAAUACUGCGAGAUGCGUGGCGUUGAUCUGGCGCCUGGUGAAGAACUGGUCCUUGCCCACAGGCAGGACUUGGAGGACAGCGAGCACGCAGUCCUCCCUCCACUGACACACCCGCAUUUGGAGCACAACACGUUCUUCUUCCUGCGCCACUGCUUCCCAGACCUGCGCAAGACGGUGCUUGGCGACGUGUUCAUCUUCUAUGUGCACUUGAGCGCCGGUGACGACCAAGACGGGCGCCCUCGCUCCCGCACCAACACGGUGUCGUCCACCACAUCCACCACAUCCACAGCGUCGCCAAUGGCGCCAACAGCCGCCGCCGCCGCUGCAGAUCAGCAGCGCUACCGUCGGAGUUCAGUGUCCACGUCGUCACUGGCUGCAAGCGUGCUCUCGCUUGGGCGCAACACAGCCGCCAGCACACAUGCACACGCACCAGUUCUCUCACGUCUUCGCUCGCAGCGUCAUCCCUCUGUCAGCACAGACAGACCUGCGACGCUACAGGAACACAGGCAGCAGCAGAGGCAGCAGCAGCAGCAGCAAUCACGGCUUGCAGGUGUGGGACGCACACCAUCCCUGGUCUUUCCCCACGAUCAACAGCAGCAAGAUCAGGGACAAGAAGAUGAAGUACGAGAGCACCACCAGCAUCAGCAGCAGCAAGGUGUGGCUGCGUCACCGCAUCCUCUCACGCAGCCGAUGAUUCAAGAGAGCGGCGAGCGUGCAAAUACGCGCGUUCACCCUCUUGCACGCACCACAAGUGCCCACGGCACGAGCAGCCUUCGUGUCACCACGUCAGCGACAUCCCCGCCGCCAUCCCCGCUGCCAGCAAUCCCUCCAACAUCACCCGCACGAGCCCGCUCCCCUGGUGCAAGCCAGCACCGUGCACCCUCGCCCCUCAGCCGCAGCCACGAGCGCGCGCCGUCUGUGUCCGGCGACGCGGUGACUGCUGGUGCGCCCACAUCCGCUCCAUACUCGUCAGCAUCACACGCGGCGACGCAGCAGCGCACCCCACCGUCCACCUUGUCAAGUGCACGUGGAAGCAACAGCAGCGACCAAGCAGCAACCUCUUCCUCCACGAAGCCCGCAACAACGACAACGACAACAACGGCGACACCAGCAACGGCAGCAGCAGCAACAACAACAACAACACCUACUGCGGCUCCCACAGCCGCAACACCAACUGCCACAGCCGCAGCACAGGGUGCAACAUCUGCGACUGCUGCUACGCCAGCGAUGGCGAUGGCGCCUUCGGUCAUUUCUCGUGGCGUGAGUUCGGCAGGUGCUGCUGCUGUGUCUUCCACGCCCUCAUCUCGUCGCGGCAGCACGUCCACGUCGAGUGCCAUGAGCCCAUGGAACAGGCUGAAACGUUUUGUCACGCACAAGCGCAGCACCGCCCUGAUGCAACCCCGCUUCCUACUCAUUGGCGGUGGAAAGGUGAUGACGUUUGAUCCGGAGACAGGCCAGAUGCAACACGUGCUCUCCCUCAAGUUUUUGAAAACAUGGAAGGUGCGCAAGAGCAACAACACGAUGCUGCUUCGCUUUGAAGACGGCAGCGAAGUCAGCGUACAGGUGCGAUGCGAGGUGCAGCGGCGCCUGCUGUGUAACGCCAUCGCCAAACACUUGGCGGCAAAGACUGGAGAGACACACGCGUCUACGCGCGCACAGGCGCUGAGCAGUGGUGUGUACACACCAACAUCAGCGACAACUUCGCCAACGGCAACAGCACGCCGCCGCUACUCGCGUGCAAGCCAGGACUUUGACGCUGAUGUGUUCAACACGAGCGCCCCGGCGACGCGCCGAAGUUCACUGCAGGUUGUACUUGAGAACAUGGAACAGCGUCGUAGCAGUGCAGCCGCCGUCACCAUGUCGGGGAUGUUUGAUGAAGAAGGCGAUGCGGGCGAUGUCAACGAAGGUGCAAGCGUUUCUGGCGACCUGGUGGAGAAUGUGUGGCAGGACGACGACAACGACGAUGAUGACGACGAUAAUGACGACGAUGAUGACGAUGAUGACGACGAUGAUGACGACGAUGCGGACAAUGCAGAUGACGGUGGUGAUAGAGCUGGUCUUUCAGCUUCACAGGAGAGUGAAAGGAGUGUUGUACAGACACACCACCAUCGCCACGACCGUCGCCACCAUCACCAUCAUCACCACCACUACCAUGAUCGUGAUCAUCCGACGUUUGUGAGCGCUGCAACGUACUUUCACCGCCACCGGCGCCCACCUCAGCGAGAUGAGGACUGCUUGUCCGAGCACACGGAGGUGUCCGACAGCGACACGAUUGCUUCACAGAGUCCAGGCAACCGUUCUCCGCUCUCAUUCUCGUUUUCACAAGCUACUACCGCACAGCAGAACCAACAGCACCAACAACAACAGCACCAGCACCAACAACAACAGCACCAGCACCAGCACCAGCAGCAGCACCAGCAGCAGCACCAGCGGUUGCAUGCGCAGAGCCCACCACGCAUGCUGUCAUCACAGGCACUGAUGGAGAAUGUGACGACACCACCACGCACACCCAGCCCACUCUCUUCUGCGCUGGUGUCGGCUUCCUCGCACGCAAGCAGGGCAGCGCGAACCAAGUCACCCCUCUCGCCAUCAGCAUCAGCGGCAACGACAACAGCAGGGGCAGAGACCCGAGACGUGACACGUGCGUCCCCACAGUCUCCAAACACGACUGUGUUGCAGCAAGCGCAUGGGGUGUACGAGCUGGACACGUCUGGUGAUUGGAGCAGUGCACCCACCGCAGGCAACAGCCAGGGUGCGAGCAAUACCAGCAGCCCAGGCAGCAGCGUGCGACACCCGCACCGUAAACAUGCAUCAGAUCAUCGCUCCCGCUCGGGCAUGUCGCGGUUUGUGCACAUGAUUCGAUCAUCAAUUAACGGCCGCUCCUCCCGCGCCUCCGAGAGUGAAGACACCGAUGUGGAGGUGGAAAUGGUUGACGCGCUCAGCGUGGCUGAGCGUGGCGCAGAUGGUGACGCAGAACAACUUUGCGGGGGCGGGCGCACGCGUGGGGAAUCGCCUAUUCGCCGUGGUCUUCGCAAAGGACUGUCGCACCUGCACCUUGGUCGCCGCCAUCGCAGCCGCAACACCGACAGCCAACGUGGCAGUGGCUCCAGCACUGCAAGCUCGGACAUUCACGCACCGGUGGCCCAGCAUACAGUGGAAGCAGUGCAUGUAGCACAAGGAGCGCGUGCAACAGCAGCGACAGCAGAUCAGACAGCUGAAAGCGUGCACACUUCUGUGCUUGACGUCUCGGCAGGCCUUUACCGUGCGCGUAAUGACAGCGCUGAUGGCUACGAUGACGAUGACGAUGAUGGAUAUGUGGAGGUUGGCUCAACAACCGACACAGACUAUGAUGAUGAGAGCGAUGAUGAACUCGAUGCUGCGGAAGUGGCAGAGAACACAGCCAUGCACGGCCGUCACCACGUUCAUCAUCACCACGGUCACCACCACCACGGGCAUGGUCAUGAUGAUGGUUGCAGACCCCGUGUCGAUGGGUACGAUGGUGACGACAACGAAGAUGAAACGCGUGUUGAACAGCUACACGUCGAGAAUCAUCUUCACCACCAUCACCGCCACCAGCACGCACACCUUGACCACCACCGCGCGCACCCUCAUCAUUAUCGCGAUCACAAACGCGACCAACGCACGCAUCACGCGCGUUCUCAUGCCCGCAGUCGCAGUCGUGGUCGUGGUCGUGGUCGGAAGCACGCGCGUGAGCUGUCGCCACCACACGACCGCUACCUUCUUCACCGCCUGCACAGCGAACAAGGCGACGACAAUCGUGACACGCGCCAUGGCGGUGGCGGUGAUGAGGGCCCACCACCUGCUGCAGAUGACGUGGAAAUGGAGAUGGAUGCAGGCGAUGAGGAUCGCGCUGAUGGUGUACAGGACCAGCAUCCCCGCCACCGUGACAGCUUCCACCGCGGCGUUGUUGAUGCUGAUGGCGAAGAUCAUGAUGAUGAUGAUGAUGAUGAUGAUGAUGGUCGCGGUGACGAUCGUGGUGAUUAUGACGAUGGUCGUGGUGACGAUCGUGGUGAUUAUGACGAUGGUCGCGGUGACGAUCGUGGGGAUGAUGGUGAUGAUGAUGUGGAGGAUUUGUCCGCCCUUACAGCGAGUGGACGCGAUCGCCGCAAGUCCUACGCGGCGCUGGUGUCGAGCCGGUUUUCACAGCACGCGUCAUCCCUACCUGCGCACACAUUGGCGCGGUUGAGUUACGAGUCCACGUUUGCGUUCAGCUCAAGCGACGAAGCAGAAGGUGAAAGAGCAGCGAGGGGUAGCACAGACAGCACUGCCAGCUGCGUCGUGAACAACGUGGGCUCAUAUGACGUGAUUGCAGACACAACCGAUGACGACACGACAGACGACGAUGACGCUGACCAUGACAGCGACGGCGGCGUGUUUGACGAUGACGAUGACGAUGAUGGUGAUGCUGAUGAAGGUGGCAACGAGCAAGCCCACAAGAGCAGCGGGGGCAUUGAAGCUCGCCACAGUCGCCAACAUGAUGCAGAUGAUGCGAAUACACUCGACUGGUCGCUGCUGAUGUUGCUAACACACCUCAUCAACUGCUCAUCACAUCAGCACUUGACGGAUCCGCACCUUGUUCCCCUCCGCCUGCGCGCCAUUCGCGCUCUGCAGAAGCUCGUUGCGUCGCAGUCCGGAACCCAGGCCACCACCGAACACAUCAAGACUGCUGCCAAGGAGAUGAUGUGCAUCCACACGCUGGUGCAGCUUGGAUUGGAGGAUGGAAGCCUGGAGGAAGCAACAGAAAGCCUGGCCACCAUCGCGUCAGUUUUGGAGAACGACACUGUUUGCGCGGUGUUGCGUUCUGACGAUGAUUCAACACAACAGCAGCAGCAGCAGCAGCGCGGCACUGGUGGUACGCAGUUAAACCGUGUUGUGAGGAACACAAGCGGAUUUCGCGUGCUAAACUGCUGA
Salpingoeca rosetta is the source of this 12768-nucleotide messenger RNA. RefSeq lists its product as uncharacterized. The coding region runs from base 352 to 12768 and encodes 4138 amino acids. The record is from RefSeq and is a predicted model, not a curated record. Gene Ontology annotation, molecular function: phosphatidylinositol-4,5-bisphosphate phospholipase C activity. The transcript is spliced from 31 exons. Gene Ontology annotation, biological process: lipid metabolic process; phosphatidylinositol-mediated signaling. NCBI's taxonomy places the organism in Eukaryota, Choanoflagellata, Craspedida, Salpingoecidae.